AUGCUCAAGGAAAUGAAGUUCGAUGAACAACAAAUUAAAUACAUUAAAAAGAAAAUCAUUGGUAUUUGUAUUCGCACAUCAUAUUAUGUAUUCUGUCAGCGAAACAAAGACAGGAAUAAAGUAUGUUUCGCGUGCUUUGCGCAAUAAGCUGCGUGACAAUAACAAGAACACUCAGACAGACACAAACCAUGCAUGACGAGUCAUUUAAUCACGAUAAAUAUCUUGAGCGCAAUUUCUGGGGUUAUGUAAAAAACGUGCUUAAAACAAAACGGACAGUAUUACCAUCCUUCAGCAUGCCAGAAUCCUCAAUUACUUCAGGAAAAUACUGGCAGAAAUUCAUCCGACUAAAUUAUUUCAAAUUCCAAGUUGGAUUCCUAAGUUAUGUAAUCCUCAAAUUCAAUUUGAACUUGACCCCCCAACCUAUCAACAAAUUACAGCUGUAAUACGUAAAAUGAAAGCAUCUGGUUCUCCUUGCCCUCUCGAUCAGCUCUCAAUAAUAUGUUUUAAACGCUGUUCUUACCUUAGAACUUAUCUCCCCGAACUUAUACGGGCUGUCUGGUUAUCUGCUACCAUCCCUUCUGAAUGGAAAAGAGCUUGUACCAGUCUUAUUCACAAAAAAAGGCGAAGCUAGCGAUCCCUCCAAUUUCCGACCUAUUACACUUGAAUCAAUUCCUUUGAAAGUAUUUACAUCCUGUCUCCGUAAUUCACUGUAUUCCUUCCUCGCCGCAAAUAAUUAUAUCGAACAUAACAUACAAAAGGGCUUCACACCAAAUCUUUCAGGUACUAUGGAGCACACUACUCAAAUGGCGAAUAUUAUAAACAAAGCACGGAUUUAAACAGCGCUCUCUUGUCAUCACUCUCCUUGACCUUAAGAAUGCUUUUGGUGAAGCUCAUCACAACUUAAUUCAAUCUAUACUUGAAUAUCAUCAUAUUCCUGACCACAUCAAAAAUGUUAUCAAAAGUUUAUAUACUGAUUUUAAAACUUCCGUGAUAACUUCUGAAUUCCGCACUCCGUUCAUAACUGUUGGCCGUGGUGUGCUACAAGGCGAUUGUCUUAGCCCUCUGCUGUUCAACAUGUGCUUUAAUACUUUCAUUCAGCACAUAAAAGCUGACAAGUACCGUCAAUUUGGUUUCAUGUUUAACUUCCUCGAUCCCAUUCACUGGUUUCAAUUCGCUGAUGACGCGGCUGUUAUUACUGGCCAAGAUUAUGAAAACCAACACCUCUUAAACCGAUUCACAAUCUGGUGUCAAUGGUCGAACAUGAUAAUCAGAGUUGAUAAAUGUAGCACCUUUGGCAUCAAGAAAAUUUUGACAAAAUCCGUUCAGUACUUACCGAAACUACUAAUUAACAAUGGUCUCAUACCUACUAUCCAAAUGGGAGAAUCUUUUAAAUAUCUAGAAAGAUUCUUUGAUUUUGAUAUGUCUGACCAAGAACACAAAUCUGAACUAAUGUCCCUCAUUGAUGAACUAAUGUCUGAUAUCGACCAUAAACCUCUACACCCAAAAAACAAACUUAUUCUAUAUAACCGCUACGUUCUAUCCAAAAUAUCCUGGCAUCUCACUGUUGCACCCCUGUCGAAAACCUGGGUAACGGAAACAAUCGAUUCUGUGAUUAAUCAAUACAUCAGAAAGUGGCUUGAAAUACCCAUUUCUGGAACAUUAAGUAAUAUUUAUCUAACCAUAACAAAUUCGGUCUGAAUAUCCUCCCUGCAUCAGUCAAAUUUAUCCAGUGUCAAACUGUCCUACGCAACGCCUUAAAAACAUCCCCAAAUGAUUCCAUAAAAGAACUCUGGAAAUCAACUAACAAUCACACUAAUAUUCAGUACGACAUAUAUAAUUCAACAAAGGAAGUUCUCAAGGAUUUUCAUUCUGGGCAGGAAGAUAAGCUUCAACACCGUUUAAUUUGUCAAGGUUCAAUGUUGCAAAGUUUUCCUUUUCAAAGUUAAACACACUUUGGUCUGCCGCUCAAUCAAAACUGCCAAAGAACAUUUUCAACUUCACCGUCCGUUACAUAAAUAACUCUCUUCCUACGCGAAAAAACCUUACAAGAUGGGGUUUAGCUUCAAGUCCCGAAUGUUUCUUUUGUUUGUGCCCUGAAACCCUAUUACACGUGGUAGCCGGCUGCUACCUUCAGCGCUUUACUUGGAGACAUGAUUCUAUUUUAAACUUUCUCGCUGAAACGUUUCAAACAACAAAUCCAUGUCAAUUUUAUGCUGACCUAUCCGGCCACAAAAGCCCGUCAAUUAUAACUGGUGACCUAUAUCGACCGGACUUACUCCUAAUUACCCCAAAUGAAGAUCUUUAUGUCGUUGAACUUACUGUCGGGUUUGAAUCUAAUCUACAUAAUAACGUUGAACGCAAAAAAGCUAAAUACAAAGAUCUAAUUGAAGAUCAAAGGGGUCACUUUAAUUCUGUUAAAUUUGUAAACCUAUCAAUGAGCUCUCUUGGUGUGUUUGACAAAGAAUGCUUCACCUUUUUAGAAAUGUUAGACACUAUAGGAAUGGAUAAAAAGCAGCAACAUUACUGCAUAAAAAAGAUGACGUCUUAUGCCAUUAGAGCGACGUACUAUAUUUUUUUCUGUCGAAACAAAGAGCGGACAAACCCUGAAUUGUUAAACAUUUAAAUUAAUAACUACAUAUAACAAUAUAUAUAAUCAUAUACCCAUUUUAUUCUUGUUUUUACUGUAAAUAGUACAUAUGUAGUACUCUGUGAUUCAUGUAGCCAAUUGUAAAUAACCUAAGUCAGUAGUGAGAUUUUCAAUAAAGUUUUCAUUAUUAUUAUUAUUAUUAUUAUUAUCAUUAUUAUUAUUAUUUGACAUCGAGCAGAGCACGACGUGGUCUGCACAUGUCUGAAGUUUAAUUGAAAUAUUUCGACUUGAUAUUUUACAAUCUAUAAAUUUUGGAUUCAAUAAUAAACUCUAAAAUUUUUAUUGUAUAAGUAUGUAUAUAGAGUAAUAGAGUAAAUAUAAUCGUGCGUUAUAAAAUCAUUUAAUAGUAAUAUAUCAAGUUGCCAAUUGUAAAUUACCUUAUAUAGUGAGAUUUGCAGUUGUAAGUUUAGAAAAUUAAAUAAAGUUUCCAUUAUUAUUAUUAUUAUUAUUAUAUUAUUAUUAUUAUUAUUAUUAUUAUUAUUAUUAUUAUUAUUAUUAUUAUUAUUAUUAUUAUUAUUAUUAUUAUUAUUAUUAUUAUUAUUAUUAUCCUGGAUACGAGCCAAGGUCUCCUUUGCCAUCUUGCGGUCAGCUCUACUUUGUCUCAGAGGGACUAGAGCACCCAGGAGGAUAACAACGAACGUUCAAGAAACGGACUUCGAAGUAGACAAUUCUCUUGCCAAAAUUUAGGCUUAGACUUUUACCAUAAAUUCUUACUAUAACAUAUACUAUAACAUACUACAACAAUUUAGACUCACUUCCUUGUAUAUACUAGUAAUUAGUUAUUAAUGUAGUAGGAUUAUUGUAUUAUUAUUAUUAUUAUUAUUAUUAUUAUUAUUGACAAAUCGAUCAAAUUAUUCUUCAUAUAUUUAUAGCCUAUCAUUUAAUCUUUUGAAAAAGCAAGACUCUUUUUGCAGUAAUAGGUAUACAUCAGUUUAUUUCUGUGAAACUAUUUCUAUGAUAAACAAAGCAAAUCGCUGUGUGAAACGAAAAACUAGUCGCAAAAUUUCCAAGCCGAAACGCACAAAGAGAAUGCUCUUCAUAAGAAAACAAGAAACAAACAAAAGUAAAUUCUAUUAGGUAGUUUUACAUGAAUAAAAGGAUUAAUAAAAAGCUUUGAGUCCUGUCAAAAAUCUAAUUUUUUUUCAAUUUUAAGCUGGUUUUCAAGAGUGCAUAUUUAUGUGUGACCAGUUAGCCAGAACUGGCCUUCAAGUUUGGCUCCAAAUUUCCGGUUGGAAGUGGCGUUUUAAUUCAGCUCAAUGCCACCAUGCAUACACGAACCGAUCAUUGAUGAACUUUUCAAUCUGCUAGAAUUCCUUUUCAUAGCUACCUGUUAAUAGUCAAGCAGAAUUAGUAUACCUUCGCUACGCGCGCGGGCUCUGGGCUAUACUAUAGUAUUCAGAACAUUUCAACAUUAAGAAUAAAAAAUACACUCUGUUCUUUUUAUACGUCCUCUAUACUAACAUUAAAUAUUCCCACGAGUGUCGCAAGCUUAAUAAUUUAUAUAUUUUAUUUUAUUUUUUCUAACCAUUCCGCAGAUGCUAUAAAACGUCAUGUUCAAUUUGAGAGGCAAAGUAAGGGACUUCAAGAACAGACUAAAAAAUGCGAGAAAUUAAAGUUUAUGAGGGAUUGGCUUGGUCAAGCAGCUAAUAAACGGUUAGGAUUGCUAAUUAAACAAAAAAUACUAGAAAGCGAAAUCGCCCUACUUAAUCGGGAAAUGCAGCACUUGACGAAAAUUCAGGAACUUCAAAGUCAAUUAAACAAAGAGAUUUUACAACUUGAAGAACAGAAUAAUAACAAAAUCAGCGAGAUUCAACAACUUCAAGAAAAGGAAAAUCAUAUGAGUAACGAAACACAAGAAGUUCAACAAUUAAAAAGUCACAUUCAGCAACUUGGGGAAGAGAGAAAUUAUAUGAACAAUGCAAUACAGAAACUUCAACGAGAAAACAGUGAUAUAAGCAAUGAAAUGCAGCAACAUCAAGAAGAGACAAUUUUAACAAGCAACGAAAGGCAGCUACUGCAACCAGAAAGCCAUGAUGAAAUUCAGCAACUUCAAGAACGAAACAAUGGCAAAAGCAGAGAAAUUCAGCAACUUCAAGAAGAGAAAGAUCAUAUCAAUGGCGAAGUGCAAGAACUUCAACAAGAUAAAAUUGAAAUGAACAACGAAAUUUUACAACUUCAAGACCAGAACAGUAACAAGAGCAGCGAGAUUCGGCAACUUCAAGAAGAGAAAGAUCAUAUCAAUGGCAAAGUGCAAGAACUUCAACAAGAGAAAAUUGAAAUAAACAACGAAAUUUUACAACUUCAAGAACAGAACAGUAACAAGAGCAGCGAAAUUCAACAACUUCAAGAACAGAAGAAUCGUACGAGUAACGAAAUACAAGAACUUCAACAAGAGAAAAGGCAAAUGAAGAACGAAAUUUUACAACUUCAAGACCAGAACAGUAACAAGAGCAGCGAGAUUCGGCAACUUCAAGAAGAGAAAGAUCAUAUCAAUGGCAAAGUGCAAGAACUUCAACAAGAGAAAAUUGAAAUAAACAACGAAAUUUUACAACUUCAAGAACAGAACAGUAACAAGAGCAGCGAAAUUCAACAACUUCAAGAACAGAAGAAUCGUACGAGUAACGAAAUACAAGAACUUCAACAAGAGAAAAGGCAAAUGAAGAACGAAAUUUUACAACUUCAAGACCAGAACAGUAACAAGAGUAGCGAGAUUUAA
Messenger RNA from Paramuricea clavata, 5363 nucleotides. The record is from the annotation of a GenBank genome assembly. NCBI's taxonomy places the organism in Eukaryota, Metazoa, Cnidaria, Anthozoa, Malacalcyonacea, Plexauridae.